Molecule: messenger RNA, 982 nt
Organism: Glycine soja
Lineage: Eukaryota; Viridiplantae; Streptophyta; Magnoliopsida; Fabales; Fabaceae
Exons: 2
Coding region: 184-642 (152 amino acids)
Source: RefSeq, a predicted model, not a curated record
CCUUCCAAACUUGGAUGACGCUAUUAUAGAUGAUGAGGAGAAGACCCAACAAACAAAACUAAAACGCCACGUCUCUUGUGUUUUUCAUUCAAUAAUACACCUCUUGUCGGUGGCCGGUGGGUGAGAAGAACAGAGAAAGACCCUUCUAUUUUUUAUUUUUAAGUCUAAACAAUAUAUACAAGCAUGGAACAAGAUCGAAGGCUUGAGCUCAUCGACCACGCAAUUCAGGUCCAAGGUUCCCUCCAUAACAAUGAUGCUCAAUACCAAAAUGCUCUUUCCCACCUUUUCUCUGUCUCUCAGUUGAAAAUGUUGAAAGGAGAAGAGAUACUUGAGCAAUUCGAGGCUUCUAGUUCUUCUGAGCCUGUGGCUUCUUUAACUCAGGAAACAGAAAGUGAAAAUGAGAAUGGUGGGGAAGGUAAGGGAAGUAAGAAUGAUGAGAUAAUCAAAGAGCUGAAGAAGGUGAAGAGGCAGAACUUUGUGACUCAUUGUCUUCUUUCGGUGAUGAUUGUCCUCAAUGUGGCUUGGCAACUAUCAGAGGUUUCUCUUAUUUUGAAAGUCAAAGAUGGACUAAGCCACCCUUUUAGAUCCAAGAACCUGAUGACAAAGAACACCCAUCUGAAUCUCCAUCCCUUCCUUCCAUGAUCAUUUCAAAUAUGUCUCAUAAUAAAAAACUAGUGAAACUUGCCAUUUUCUUGUGAUGUUUGCUCUAUUAUUGUCAAUUGGUUGAAAGUGAUAUGCCGAAGGAAAUGGAUUUGCACUUUCCCACUUCCUUGUACCUUUUGCAAGUGUUGACAGGUGUUGUCUUAUUGUAGCACAUUCAUGAAUCAUGCAUUACCAUUGUAUCCAAUCUGCCAUAUUUUUUUGCAGUAGAUUUAGACGAGAACUGAUUAGGACCAAGACCUUCAUGUCAACAUCACUUGGUUUAGAAUCUUAAUACAAUUCUACACGUAGUAAGAAAAAUCCAAAUUCCCUCAAAGUCAAA